Triticum turgidum subsp. durum (durum wheat) is the source of this 837-nucleotide messenger RNA. Lineage: Eukaryota; Viridiplantae; Streptophyta; Magnoliopsida; Poales; Poaceae. The record is from the annotation of a GenBank genome assembly.
AUGUCGAUGCCAGAUGACUUUGUGAUAUUUCCUGCUGAAGGAAAGAUUUCCAAUGGGCCUGAGGGAGCACUAGUGAGUCCCGAUUGCCCAUUUCUGGUCGCACGUCUGCCACAGCCACUGAACAAGUCGUUCGAGCAAGUGCGACGCUGGAUAAUGCAGCUCUUCCAGUUGAAUGAUGGGACACAUGAGCUCACUCUGCAGCACAUUCUGUAUGUCAGGAACAAUCCCAUGGCUCCCCCUUCCACUGUGCUGAUUGACAUAAUUGGGGACGAUUCCUGGAGGGCGUUCCUGAAUGUGGCAUGGCGCCAUGUUGGAGUUUUCAGGCUGUUUGUCAAGUGGAGUGCCAAGAAGACAACCUCUGUUUCUAAGGCAGUCGCCAGCAAUGGCACACCGGUUGCUGAUGAAGAUCCUGCAGUGACAGAUGAAUCUGAUGAUGAUGGCAGCUGGCCAACUUGCAAGCAUGAUAAACCUUGCACCAUUGAAACUUCAUGGGACCGUCAAGACCCAGGGAGAAGGUUCUACCGCUGCCCUCUCUUCGCGGAUUCAAAACAGGACUGUGGUUUCACCCAAUGGCUGGACAGGAAGUUCCCUGAGAAGGCGAUUGAGCACAUGAACUACCUCACGGACAAGGUUGAUUCACUCGAGCAGCAGGUUGACAACCUGAAGUGCGAGCUCGAGGAACUUCGUCAUCGUCGCCAGAAAAGGUCGAUCGCAGAAGCUGUUGUCAGUCAUGGAGACAAGUGCCCAUGUGGCAAGAUCCCUUGCGAUGUAGCUUGUUGCAAUCAGGAUGUAAAGCCACGCCCAAGCCAGAUUCGUAGAUUGGCCAACGCCAAUUAG